This is a messenger RNA of Olea europaea var. sylvestris, 1566 nucleotides long. Its product is annotated as protein ANTHESIS POMOTING FACTOR 1. Lineage: Eukaryota; Viridiplantae; Streptophyta; Magnoliopsida; Lamiales; Oleaceae. The record is from RefSeq and is a predicted model, not a curated record. The coding region runs from base 98 to 1096 and encodes 332 amino acids. Gene Ontology annotation, cellular component: Set1C/COMPASS complex. Gene Ontology annotation, molecular function: protein binding; chromatin binding. The transcript has 11 exons.
UCAAGAGCUACUAUAUAACUCCUGCGCACUUUUGUUUGGGUCAGGAGAAAUUGGAAAACGUUGGCGCUUUGAAUUGAGUUCCUAGAAACAAGUAAAAAUGGCAGGAGGACAACCGGAGAGAGAAGAGAAGGUGUCGUUGGAACUCACUGAUGAAAUCCUUCAGAGCAUGGAAGUCGGCAUGACCUUUCGCGAUUAUAAUGGUAGAAUUAGUUCAAUGGAUUUCCAUAAGUCAUCAAAUUAUUUGGUAACUGCUGGUGAUGAUGAAUCAAUUCGCCUGUAUGACGUAGCCAAUGCAACAUGUCUGAAGACAAUAAAUAGCAAAAAAUAUGGGGUUGAUCUGGUUAGCUUCACUUCUCAUCCGUUGACUGUUAUUUACUCCUCAAAGAAUGGCUGGGAUGAAUCAUUGCGGCUUCUCUCAUUGCAUGACAACAAAUAUUUACGCUACUUUAAGGGUCAUCAUGACAGGGUUGUAUCCCUUAGCUUGUGCUCUAGGAAAGAAUAUUUUAUAUCUGGAUCGCUUGAUCGGACUGUUUUGCUUUGGGACCAAAGAGCAGAUAAAUGUCAGGGUCUUCUACGUGUCCAAGGAAGACCAGCUGCAGCUUAUGAUGAUCAGGGGCUUGUUUUUGCCAUUGCUUUUGGAGGAUACAUAAGAAUGUUUGAUGCUCGCAAGUACGAAAAGGGCCCAUUUGAUAUAUUUUCUGUUGGGGGAGAUAUGUCAGAUGCAAAUGUUGUAAAGUUCAGUAAUGAUGGAAGACUUAUGCUUUUGACUACAUCAGAUGGGCAUAUUCAUGUUCUUGAUUCCUUUCGUGGUACCCUUUUAUCAACAUAUACUGUGAAGCCUGUUUCAAGCAAUUCAACUUUGGAGGCGUCUUUCAGCCCAGAGGGAAUGUAUGCUAUAUCAGGUUCUGGUGAUGGCAGUGUUUAUGCUUGGAGUGUUCGGAGUGGGAAAGAAGUUGCCAGUUGGAUGAGUUCACAAGCUGAACCGCCUGUGAUCAAAUGGGCUCCAGGAAGCUUAAUGUUUGUAACUGGUUCUUCAGAAUUAUCGUUUUGGAUUCCAGACUUGUCCAAAUUAUCGGCUUAUGUUGGAAGAAAGUAGAAACUGGAAAUUUUAUUUGGAGGUGUUCUUCUCUGGGAUUUGUUCAUGAAACAUGAAAUGCCCAUCAAAUUCCUCAUUUUCACAAUGGGAUAGAAGAAACAGGAUUACACGUGCUCCUGCCCUAUAUGUUAAGCCCCACUUUUAAGCUGCUUCUCAAAAUGCUCUGCUGACGAGUUUGGAUGAAAAUAUUCACAUGAGGCAUGCCUGAAGAUGUCUUAUCGUUAACCAAAUGUAAUUUUAUCAAUUUACCUGUUAGUCCUCUGCUCUAUUAUUCAAUGUAAUUCCUUUAUCUUUCCGUCAUGGAUAAGAUCCAUAUAGAUCGAGGCUGAAGUUUUUAAGCUCCUAGGAUGUUGGGUUUUGCCUGAUUUUACUUGUACUGUAUUUUGGUAUGAAUUGAUUAGGGAUUUGUUGUGCUUCCAUUACAUUCAGAUCCCUUCGAGGUUAUUGAGUACAUGGUAUUCAACAGUACU